This is a messenger RNA of Paramecium tetraurelia, 1278 nucleotides long. RefSeq lists its product as uncharacterized. The record is from RefSeq and is a predicted model, not a curated record. The transcript has 3 exons. NCBI's taxonomy places the organism in Eukaryota, Ciliophora, Oligohymenophorea, Peniculida, Parameciidae.
AUGGACUCACUUUAAGACACUGAGUUUUUGGAUCUGGUUGAAAAAUGUUAGAAAAUAAUAGAUUAGUACGAAUAGGAUGAUGAAAUUUCUACUGUUUUGUUAAUUGGGAACCAUUAUUCUGGAAAAAGUACUGUUUUCAACUUCUUGAGUGGUGCAAAUUUUAACUUUAAUGAUGAAGCAAAAUAAAUCGAAAUAGCUAACAAAUAGGAUAAAUUUUCUUAGAUGAAUAAUGGAACAAAAUCUAUUACAAAGACACCACUAAAUGUCUAUAAAAAUAAUUAAAAUAAUCAUGUAAUUAUUGAUUUUCCUGCUGAAUUUUUAAACACUGAUAAAUCUAAAGAUCAAUAAUUAAUUAAACUUUUAUUUAACAAGGUUGUAACUUCAGGACCGAUUAAACUUAUUUACAUUUUAUAAUGUUAUGAUGAUUGCCUUCCAAAUAGAGGAACUGAUCUUGUACAUUUCUCGAAAAUGUUGAAUAAUCCGAAUUUUAGUUUACUAUUAAAUAAAAAUCAUUCUGAGAAAUCAGAUGAGUAACUGAUUUGUAAAAUAAAAAAAUAAUGGGAGGAAAGUUAUUAGAUUAAUUUUAAUAAGACACCAAAAAAAGUUGAAUAAAUUCAUAUUUUAAAAAAAGCAUACAAAAACUCAUUAGAAGUAAUUUUUAAUGAUUACUCGCGUAAAACUUUAUGGUGUUUGAUUGAAUAAGCUAAAGAAAUAGAAAUUAAACCAUUAGAAAUACCUUAUGGAGAUGAGCUUAAUUUAUAUAAAAAUAAUUUAGAAUGGGAAUUUGUUAAUGAUUAUUUGAAUCAUCUCUUAUAAGAGAAUUAAAAUUAGAAGGAUUAGAAAUAAACUGAAAAUGAUGAAGAAGAAUUAUUUUAUUUUGUAAAAAUAAGAAAUCAGAAAACAGCUUUAUAAUGGUAUUAAAAAUUCUUUGAACUUUGCAAUAAAAUAAUACAAAUUACAUCAAUUAACAGCAAUAAAAUGGUGGAAAAAUAGGGAUUUAAUAAAAUCAAUUGCUAGAGUAAUUUGGAUGUAAUAAUUUCAUUUGUAAAAAAUUAAUUAUAAAAUAUUGAAGAAAUCUAUCAAAAGAGAAAAUAAUAUCUAAAUAUAUAGCAAAAUCUUGAAAAGAAAAUGAACCUAUAAUUUAAAGAAAUUUAGAAUACAAUAAAAAAAUUGUUAGAAGGAUAGUUCCAAUUGGAGAAAGAGAAUUUACGAUUGAAAACAGAGAAUGAGAAAGAAAAAUUGUAAAGGUAAAUACUAGAAAAAUAACUUAAAUUAUGA